AUGGCGGAAGAGUGGGAGGGUCCGGCAAUCGGCAUUGACCUGGGAACGACUUACUCCUGUGUCGGCGUGUGGCGAUCCAUCCGGGUGGAGAUCAUAGAAAAUGACAUGGGCAAGAAGAAAACCCCCUCCUGCGUCGCCUUCACGGAUGAAGGGCGUCUCAUCGGCGAAGCUGCCAAGAACCAGCCUGCUUCCAACUCCGAGAACACCAUUUUCAAUGCCAAGCGCUUGGUUGGCAGGUGCUUUAGUGACGACUCUGUGCAGAGCGACCUUAAGCUCUCGCCUUUCAAGGUGGUCGAUGGCUCGAACUAUAGGCUCAGGAUUGCCGCCAGGUACAGGGGCGAGCAGAAGCACUUUGCCCCUGAGGAGAUCUCAUCAAUGGUGCUCAUAAAGAUGCGCCAGGUAGCCGAGGACUACCUGGGCUCUACUGUCAAAAACGCUGUCAUCACCGUCCCCGCGUGCUUCACCAAGGUUCAGCGCCAGGCUACCAUUGACGCCGGCGUCAUCGCCGGACUGAACAACAUCCGGCUGAUUAAUGAGCCAGCUGCCGCUGCAUUGACCUACGCGUUCAACAGGAAGGUCGGGUGGGCAGGCAGGAAGAACGUACUCGUCUUCGGGCUUGGUGGUGGCGCCUUGAACGUCUCCCUGCUGGCCAUCGAGAAGGGAAACCUCAGGGUGAUGGCGACGGCAGGAGACACCCACCUUGGGGGCGAAGACUUCGACGACAGGAUGGUAGAGCAUUUCGUUCAAGAGUUCCAGGCCAGGCACGGACUUGACGUCCGUGAUAGUUCUAGGGCACUCAGGCGCCUAAGGACGUCGUGUGAGAAAGCCAAACGAGAAUUGUCACUGACGAAGGAGGCCACCAUCGACAUCGAAUGCCUGCACGAUGGAAUCGACUUCUGCUCCAUCAUCACUCGCGCCGACUUCCAAUCUCUGAACGACGACCACUUCUCCAUGUGCAUAGCAGUCGUUAACAAGUGCUUGGCCGACGCAUGCAUGGACAAGAGGUGCGUCGACGAUGUGCUUCUGGUUGGUGGCUCGACCAGGAUCCCCAGGGUGCAGCAGCUGUUGACAGAUCACUUCGGCAGGGACCUCUGCAAGGCCGUCAACGCCGAUCAGGCUGUCGCCUACGGUGCCGCCCUCCAAGCAGCCAUUUUAACCAGAAAGGACGACAAGGAGGUCCCUCCCCUGCUUCUCCAGGACGUGACUCCUUUGCCACUUAUUUUCACCAUGAACGGAAACCAGCCCCAGUUCAUGGUCUUGAUGAACGCCCCAAUCCCCUUCAAGGUGGGGCCAAAAUUCCGCGGCCUAUACAAAGAAGAAACACUUGCUGUUGGAGUCUGUGAGGGCCACGCCAUUAUUGGUGGACUCACCAUCCAAACUGAUUUCAACCUUCAAGCGGAGUGUAGCCCGUCGGGGCAUCAAUGUCUUUGCUUGAAAGACUCAGAUUUUGAAGGCGCGCGGUGUCUGAAUUUCAACUUAUGCAUAGACAUUGACGUCAAUGGUAUCUUGAGUGUUUGGCUGCAGGACUACAAUGCAGAGCGUAAGAUCACAAUCCCCAUUCAGGGACUAACCCGAGAGGAGCUGGAGAAGAUGAAGCUGGAAGCUGAGAAGUAUAAUCUUCAUGAAAAGGAGAACAGGGAGAAGAUGAAGGCGAAGAACUCCUUGGAGAAGUACGUCUACAAAGUGAAAAAUGCCAUUGAUGAUAAGAAGUUCGAGGGCACUUUGUUAAAAAAGAUUGAGGGCGCAACCGAGCAGGCAUUUCGGCUGUUGGCCACAGAUCAUCCUGCUGAGGUAAAUGAGUAUAACGAAAUGGAAAAAGAGCUUCGGUGCUUGUGGAAGAUUCAUGAGGAAGCACAGGAGGUGGAGAGAAGUUACUCUUCCUCUGAUCCUGAUUGCAAAACUAAUUUUAGAACUGGUGCCACGAGGGAGACGAACUUCGGUGGUUCCAAAGAGGUUUUCGGCCACAAGAUUUCACCAACAACUACGAAACAGGCGAAGGUGGGUUCUAUUAAACAAAUGAUGUCCAAGACUGCCGAGAAAAUGGCUAUUAGAAGUUGCCCGUGCAGUAGCUCUUCCGUCGUCGAAGGUGUCAUUUCUAAAGUUCAGGUCGAUACUUGCCUCGAGGUUCAUGCUUCUCCAAGCAGCGGAGAUGGUCCCAAAGCUGCCGUUUCUGACGCUAGUAAUGGUAGCGAUCGAGCCGAACACGCCGGCCUUUCUCCUGAUGCUGGUUCUCCCCCUAAUAAGGAAGUUAAAAUUGACGAUUCGGUUGGUGGUGAUGCUGGUUUUGCCCGUCCUAAUGGUGGUGGCUCCAAUCCAGGAGAAGUAGAGCAGACUUCCGCCAGCUCAGGCCAAUGA
Molecule: messenger RNA, 2355 nt
Organism: Nymphaea colorata (pocket water lily)
Lineage: Eukaryota; Viridiplantae; Streptophyta; Magnoliopsida; Nymphaeales; Nymphaeaceae
Product: heat shock 70 kDa protein 18-like
Exons: 2
Coding region: 1-2355 (784 amino acids)
Biological process (GO): protein refolding; cellular response to unfolded protein
Cellular component (GO): cytoplasm
Molecular function (GO): misfolded protein binding; ATP binding; ATP hydrolysis activity
Source: RefSeq, a predicted model, not a curated record